Molecule: messenger RNA, 1443 nt
Organism: Xenopus tropicalis (tropical clawed frog)
Lineage: Eukaryota; Metazoa; Chordata; Amphibia; Anura; Pipidae
Product: oocyte zinc finger protein XlCOF6.1-like
Exons: 2
Cellular component (GO): nucleus
Source: RefSeq, a predicted model, not a curated record
UCCAUCUAUUUUUCCUUGGAGGAGUGGGAGUAUAUAAAAGGAAACAAGGCCCUUUACAGGGAAGGGAUAAAGGAGGAGGAGGAGCCCCAGCAGCUCCGCCCACUGGAUGGGGAAUGUGAUGUUACAAGGGAGAUUCCAGCUGAUCUGGGAGGAACAUUAUGUUAUAAUAAUGAGCCAAGCAAGAUUGGGGCUGAAGGGGCAGAUUUUUGUGCCGAUGGAGAAUUGAGAAACCCUGAAAUUUCUCCAGUGGAACAGCCCCCACUGGCCAAUGGGAUUAAAGAGGAGACGGCUUCAUGGGAAGGGGGAAACCAAUCAGAUGACAGAAUUCUGACAAGACCAGGACCAGUAGCAGGUACGGACCAGACUACUCCUGGCAGUGGAGACGCUGUGUGUAACAGCUUCUCGGAUACCAGUGAGUGUGGGGAACCUGUUAGUGAUUUCAUACUCAUAUCUCCCCUAGCAACGCCCCCCGCACAGGGAGAGUUUCAGUGCCCCGUGUGCAAUGAACUAUUUAUUAGUAAGCGAACCCUUACACGCCAUCAGAAGGCGCACACAGGGGAGAAACCAUAUUCUUGCUCUGAGUGUGGGAAACAAUUUGUGCGCCUUACCAGCCUCACUCUGCACCGUACAACCCACACACAGAAGAAACCAUUUGCCUGCGCCGAAUGCGGAAAACGCUUUUCCAAACUGGCACUUGUGAAGGAGCAUUGGCGGAUUCACACCGGGGAGAAACCAUUUCCCUGCCCCGACUGCGGGAGGUGUUUCAGUCAGCUCUCCUCCUGCGUUAAACACCGGGAGAUUCACGCGGGGAAGCACACGUGUAUAGAGUGCGGCAAAUGUUUCUCAGCUGCGUAUUUGCUGCGGAACCACUGCAGGACUCACACAGGGGAGAAACCAUUCUCCUGCUCGGAAUGCGGGAAAUCUUUCGCUCAGCGCUCCACCCUCACUGACCAUCGCAAGAUCCACACUGGGGCCAAACCAUACACCUGCACGGAAUGUGGGAGGCGCUUUUCGCGGCUGCAGCUGCUGAUUGGGCAUCACAGGAUUCACACAGGGGAGAAGCCGUUCCUGUGCUCUGAUUGCGGGAGAAGUUUCAUGCAUCGCUCCUCCCUCAAUAAACACAAGUCAACUCACACAGGGGAGAAGCCGCACACGUGCAUGGAAUGCGACGAAUGUUUCCAGAGUCCCCAACUGCUGAGCGAGCAUCACAGGGCGCACCCGCGACACAGGCCCUUCUCAUGUUCUGAUUGCGGGAAAUCCUUCUCUCAUUACUCGCGCUUUGUGGCGCACUGUAGGACUCACACGGGGGGGGCAAAGCUUUUAUAGUUGUGCUUUGGGAAGGAGCCGGUACCAGUCGGUUCAAACCACAAUUUGGUUUAAAUUAAAUAUUGUGCCAAUGAAUUGUACUCAUCUAAAUACAGAAGGAAUGGGCUUUAUAAAGUA